AUGCCUAAAAGAGCAGGCUUUGGUGAUGUGGAACUAAGGAUCUUGGUUAUCGGGAGCAGUGGUCCAUCUCAGUUCCUUCUCACCAACUUUAUUCUGGGAAGGGAGGUGUUCUCAGAGGAAGUCUACAGCAUUGCGAGCAGCCAGAAGAAUGUGGGAGAGUUAGUAGGAAGACGAGUCGCAGUGGUCAACGGACCCAAUCUGUACGACAAAGACCUGUCCAAGUCCAAAAUGAGGAAAGAGCUGAGAAGGUCGAUGUGCUUGUCGACUCCCGGACCUCACGCCAUACUCAUCGCAUUCGACCUGGAGAAGAUCUCCCCCAACGAUAUGAAGACUCCCAAGCUGGUUAAGGAUAAAUUUGGAGAGAACAUCUUGAACUUCACAAUGAUCCUCUUGGUUUACGACGGGCGUCUGAAAGGCAGAGCGCUGAACGAUAAGGUCAUGAGAACCGACUGGCAUCUGAGGGAGCUCGUGGAGCAAUGCAACGGCCAGUAUCACGUCUUCAGUAAGAACUGGAGGAACCGCAACGGGAGCCGGGAGCUCCUACACAAGAUCGAGCGGAUACUGCAGACUAUGGGCGGGCACCAUUACAUUAACAGAUCUUACAAGAGGGCAGAGGAGAGCGUUAGAAACGAGGAGAGAAAGCUGCGCAAGAAGAGACAGUCUGAGACCGAGAGGACGUGCCGGGAACUGGAGGCGCAGUUUCGGGGGGAUGAGCUGCGCUGGCAGAUGGAUGCCUUCAAUGUGAGAGUCGGGACAGAAAUCAGGGCCGAGGCCGAGAUGCAGAAUAGUUGGCUCAGGACUUCACUGGCCGUGGGACUGGGACUGGGGUUUGUUGUCGGAGCCACUAUGGGAAUGAUCGUGGGCUCUGUGGAAGGACCGGCAGGAAUGGCAGUGGGAGGGGCUGUGGGCGGGGUCGUGGGCGGGGCUUCGGGUGCUGCUGCACAGCUGGCCAUUGAACACUUGGAUGACAGAGUGGGGUCCAAUCCAGCCAAUUUUAAUACGGUUUUUAUUAACCGCUUCUUUCGAGCACCUCCAGUCUAA
Molecule: messenger RNA, 1041 nt
Organism: Puntigrus tetrazona (Sumatra barb)
Lineage: Eukaryota; Metazoa; Chordata; Actinopteri; Cypriniformes; Cyprinidae
Product: GTPase IMAP family member 9
Exons: 2
Coding region: 1-1041 (346 amino acids)
Molecular function (GO): GTP binding
Source: RefSeq, a predicted model, not a curated record